Molecule: messenger RNA, 1908 nt
Organism: Asparagus officinalis (garden asparagus)
Lineage: Eukaryota; Viridiplantae; Streptophyta; Magnoliopsida; Asparagales; Asparagaceae
Product: two-component response regulator ARR2-like
Exons: 7
Coding region: 246-1592 (448 amino acids)
Molecular function (GO): DNA-binding transcription factor activity; DNA binding
Source: RefSeq, a predicted model, not a curated record
CAAAAGAGAACAAAAGAGUGAGAAUCUAUGCAUUUCUUGUUUGCACGAGACCCAGAUCUCUUCUUGCGCUGCAUCGCUCUAUAAUCUAAGCAUUUCCUCAAACUAGCUCUUGAUGAUAAUUAAUUUCGUUGUAUAUUCUCGUGUGAGUCUCCUCUUCCCCUCCUUCCCCCCAGAUCUCCAUUACAUCUUGUAAAUAUAUAUAUAUACAUAAUAAUCCUAGUGGAUAUCAAAGAAGGGAGGAAUAGAUGGAGAGGGGAAAGGAAGUGUUGGGGUUCGAAGAAAGCUUGCAAAGUAGAAGACUUUCGCCGAUGCUUGACCUAAACGAAGAUGCGGUUAAAGAUGAGGAUCGAGAAGAGCAAGGAAAUGAUGGUGAGGGUCAAGAGAGCACUACCGAGGCUACUGAAGGAGGGAGCUCUAGCAAUAAUAGUGGUAGUGCCGAUGAUAAUAAUGACGGCGACAACAAGAAGAACAUCUUAUUAGAGGACAGCAAUGAAAGGAAGAGCACUGUGAGGCAGUACAACAGAUCGAAAAUGCCAAGGCUGCGUUGGACUCCGGACCUUCAUCGAUCUUUUGUUCUUGCUGUCGAAAGGCUUGGUGGCCAAGAAAGAGCAACCCCAAAGUUGGUUCUUCAGAUGAUGAAUGUGAGGGGACUAAGUAUUUCUCAUAUAAAGAGUCACUUGCAGAUGUAUAGGAGCAAGAAGCUAGAUGACUCAGGACAGGAAAAGAGUAACAUGUCCUCUUCAGGAACAUCACGGACGGAUAUUUAUUUUUCAAGAAGAGAUCACAUAUCCGAUAUGUUCUACAAAAGAAGGAAUUUAAUGGAGAAUAAGGCUCUUUCUCAAUCCAAGAAUGUCAGCAAUCUACAGCAUUUUUACAAUCUUCUUGGACAAUCAACACCUCCUCAGCCCUGCAGUUUCAGGCAGCUGCAGUGUGCUUUCAGUCAAAAAAUGGCAACGAGAACUAGUUCCGUUGAGGAUAUGGUCUUUCAGAAAGAAGGGAAGCCAACAAGCCAUCUUUUUGAUGUUAGAGACACACUUAAUGCAAGAAAUGGGAAUGCAACGACGGUCGAUGAAGUUCAUGACCAAAAAGUUAAUGAGAUUGCAAAGUUUUCUGCUCUUGUUAAGCAAGCCUCCACUGGUUCUACUAUUGAACUUAACACCGCUAGAAACUAUUAUAACAACAAUAUAAGCAACAUCAAGAAGACUGAAUCACUUCAACAUGAUACUAUCGCUAUAAAUGAAAGCUUUGGCCACACCUUUGGGCACUCAUUUUCCCUUGAGCAACAGGAGGACCAUGCUAAUAGCCACAAGCGCAAAUUUGAUGACAUGUUCAAUAUUGGAAAAACAACAAUUUCAGAGAAGAAGAAGAUGAAGUGUACCCCUAAUUUGCAACUAAGUUUGAGGCCAAUAUCACUAGGAAAUGGAAUCAACAAUGAGAAGGAUACCGAAACUGAAGAAGCCGAUACUAUGCUCUCACUAUCUCUCUCUCCUCCUAUUUGCACAAAAGAAGCAAGGAACUUUACAAUACAAGAAUUUAGCGUGAAAGAGUUUUUAAAGAGUAAUUUAGCAGCUACUAGGCCGCUACAGGGCUGAGUACUUCAGAUCUGACCAUGCUAAUUGCAGCAUUGGAGUGAGAUCUUUCAAGUACUUAGUCUCAAGGCCUGAGCAUUAGCAUAGUUUGAUUAGUUUCCUAUGUAUUAAGGUAUAUAUAGAGACUAAGGGUUCGGUUGAGUCUAUAACUACUUUGAGAUCAAUGGCCGUUUUACUAGCUAGUUUCCUGCCAUUAUGAUUUGAGAGAGAUUAGUUAUCCUGAUGGGUUGGUAAUCACUUUAGACCGCUAUAAAAAUUAGUUGGAUUAUAAAUGAUUAUUAAUAUAUGAUUGGACAUGGUUCAGUUUAAAAAAAAGGGG